AUGCCGAAAAAGAAGACCGGUGCCCGCAAGAAGGCAGAGAACCGCAAGGAACGGGAGAAACAGACUCGCGCCAACAAGGGCUUUGUUGACGUUGCAAAGUCCCCUUGCAAUUCAGCAAUGGUAUGGAAUGAUGGAAUAAUAUACAUGUUCUCAUCACAGCAUAAUAUCAACUGGAUAGUUAACGAUUACUGAAAAACAUGAUUAUUUCCCUAGGACUUACUGUAGUCCUCAUCUUGUGUUGCAGGAAUGUGACAAAUGCCAGAGGUAAGACAUCUUCAAUAUUUUUUACAUUCAUCUUAAUGGAUAACUUAACUACCUAACAUUGGUCUGUGUAAACACAAUUCAACUAUGUGAACAAGAUACAUUAUUUCUUUAUUAGCAACUAUAAUCUACAGGUGAUGGAGGCUUUGACACUUUGUUCCCCUGUUUCAAUGACACCCAAGACGGCAGAAGAACAGAGCUUUCUGCUACUUCUGUGCCAACGUUCAGAAGCUGCCCCAGUGCGGUCAAUGUGGUGAGUCUAAUAUAAAUUGUGAUGCAUGGCAAUUUUCUGAUUUAAAAACCCCUUGAGCUCUUUGAGCCCAACUUCAUUCAAUACAACUUGAUUUAUCCCCUCAGGUGGCAAAGAAAGAUAUUGCACAAUAUUACACAUAAGAUAUUUGUACAGGAGUGCAAGGACCAUGUAUAAUGUUAUGUUGUGGUGUGAGACUGUCUUCCUGUAUUCCAACUAAAGGCAAAACCAAAUGCAUGAAGUCUUCAGACUGUGUCAUCAAGCAUCCAGGGAUCCACGCUACAGGAAUGGGCAUGGUGGUAAGAGAUGAGAGCAGUUUGAAAAACGUUAUUAUUCCCAUUGAGAUGUAGAUAAUACUGAGUAGUAAUCAUUAGUGCACACCAUAGAAAAACAUAGCAAAACGAAAACAAGUGUUUCUUAUCGGUCAAAUUCAGGUAGUCCCCAAUAGUUUGCCUCCUUUGGUUUCUAGUGAAUAUGACCCUGGGGUGUAUUCAUUAUGCUGAUUCUGUUGUAAAACGUUUUGUAACUGUUUACUCCAAAUGAAAAAUGUUUUGUUCUAUUGGACAAAUUGAAGGUAGGUCCCUCCCCGUUUCGUUUGCUUUCGUUUGGUUCUUAAAUGGUUUCCAUUGCAAGACGUAAUGAAUACACCCCUGGUGUAGGCCUGCAUCUAUUUAACAUUGUCAUAUGUGCCCAGAUUGUCCAGUCAUUCAUUUAUCAUUGGAUAUUCAUAUGUGUAAUGUGAAAUGUUGUCUCUGUCCACAAGGGGGCGGUGUGUGACUUCUGUGAGGCCUGGGUGUGCCACGGGAGAAAGUGCCUCAGUACCCAUGCUUGCACAUGUCCUCUCAUGGAUGCCGACUGUAUUGAGUGUGAACGCUGUGUGUGGGACCAUGGUAAAUUAUGCCAUUUAUAAACCUGCCUGGUCUGCAAAACAUAAACAAGGCCUAUAAAAUUGUUAAUACAUGCACCUAAAUGCUGGUUGCCAUCCACCUUGUCUAUUUUGUAAUCAUUCCCCUUUUUUCCUAUCUGACACAGGGGGAAGGGUAUACCGUUGCUCCUUCUGCCACAACUUCCUAUGUGAGGAUGACCAGUUUGAGCACCAAGCCAGUUGCCAGGUCCUGGAGGCGGAGACUUACAAAUGUGAGCUAUUAGGGUGUCUUUCUCACCCGUCAAUCAUCCACAUUGUGUUGGAUUAUGAGAAAUCAAGAGCUUUCAGUCCUUAGGGCAUACUUUGGCAGGUAUGAGGCACACCGUGCAAUGAUUAGACAAAAGUAGGCAUUCUGCCAAUUGAAAGUUUAGAGAAAGGUUAACCCCUAGCAAUACUGAUGAAAUAAUCAUUUUCAAUGUGUUAAUAUAUGCUGUAUUUUCCCCCAUGUUCAUUUCAGGUGCUUCCUGCAACAGACUGGGGCAACACUCCUGCCUGCGCUGCAAGGUAAUGGAAAAUGGAGUUCCAAGUAUUCAUACCCCUUGGAUUUCUUCCUUAAAAAUGUUCUGAUUUAAUUGUAAUUUUUUUGUCAACAAUCUAGUCAAUACUCUGUACAGUGGCGGCUCCUGAAAAAUUUCUCAGGGGGGGGCAAUUUUUCUGAUGAUUUAGGUGACCUACACACAUUUUAAGAAAGAUAUGUCCAGCAACAACAUGAAGACAGGGGCAGCAUAUAAGUCAAUACCAGAAGCAUUUAUUGACUGAUCUCAAAAGUGUUGGCUUACCAGGGUUGGUGGAGCCCUCAGUUUCAUCUUUGCCUCGCAAAGCUAACUCAAACACUCCGCAAAACUUCACACACUGGAUUAGCCGGCUGAGGAUGUGGCGGUUCUUGCUAAUGUCGUAGUAAAUAUAUUUGUUAUAGUGAAUAUGGAAUAUGAUAUGUUGAGUAAAAUGUUGUGCUAAGAUCUAUUUAGGUCAGGAGCUGGUUAUAAGUUCUGUUCCUAUCCAAUAACAAUGGACAAAAGGGUCCUAUCUUGUCAGCCUUGUCAGUUUCAGUUCUCCAGUAAACUUGUGAUUAUCAACACUAACCUCAUCGUUGUGGCGGCGGACAGCUAGCCUGUAUCCCUCAUCCAGUUGAGUGGGAAUGUUCACUCUCCCCAAAGCAGACAAUCUCAAACAGCUAUCCAUGUGGGUCUUUGACAGCUCAUGUUUCUUAAUCUUUCCUGAAAGAUGGUGCAUGUCCGUUACACACCAGUCGCUGUCCAAGCGGUGCUGUCUGCCGUGCCGCCUUCAGGGUGAAAGAGUAAGCAGGGGGUAGCAGAAGACUGCAUUAGCUACAUCGCAGCCUGCUAGCCAGGUUUUUCGUUCGUACCAAUUUUUGGAAAAUCCUCGGGUGUAGGACUUCCCCCCUUUAGUAGAAACCUGUUGAAUUAUUAAAUUUGGUCUGGGAGGUCCUAAUUGUUUCGUUGCCAAUUUAUCUUCAUUUGUUCGCCGACAAAAAGGAACUUCUUUCAAAGACACAAUCGAGUUGCACUGAAGCCUAGCCAUUUUGACAGUAAUAGUGAAUUGAUUGACGCUGCUACCCGCUCUUUUCUUAGUUACGUUCAUGGUUAUGUUACGUAUGACGAAAGCGCGUAAGUGCAAGCCCUCAGAAACCCAUAGAGAUUGUAUUGAAAGCUCUGAUAUUUGAAAAAAAUAGAUUUUACAUGGGAGUCUAUGACAGACUUCUGGGCGAUUUUCAACCUGACUGAAAUCGCCCCAAAGGGGGGGGGGGGGCAUUUGAAGCACGACUUUAGCCUGAUUGGACAUUUAGUGGCACUGUGGCAGAUCAGACGUCUAGAUUACAACACUGAUAACUACUGUUGCCGUGAUAUAAUUGAUUAGAAAAAAAAUCCCUUCCUUUUCCCGUUUGGCAGUGCGUCGCCCAUAUCGCCCUAUUGAACACACCGCCCCUGACUCUGUAAUGUCAGUGGAAGAAAAAUUCUAACCUUAUUUAAAGAUUAAUACAAAUUAGGAAAGUAAAAUUGCAUAAGUAUUCAGCACCUUUGUUCAGGCAAGCCUAAAUGAGUUCAGGAGUAACAUUUGGCUUAACAAAUCACAUAAUAAGUUACAUGGACUCACUCUGUGUGAAAUAAUAGGGGUUGACAUGAUUUUUGGAUGACUAACCAUUCCUCUGUCCACCAUACAUACAUCUGUAAGGUCCCUCAGUCAAAUUUCAAGCACAUAUUCAACUACAAAGACCAUGGAGCUUUUCGAAAGCCUCAUAAAGAAGGGCAGUGAUUGAUAGAUGGGUAACAAUAACAAAUCAGACUUUGGAUAUCUCUUUAAGAAUGGUCAAGUUAAUAAUUAUGCUGUGGGUGAUGUAUUAAAUCACUCAGACACAUCAAAUAUACAGUCAUCCCUCUGAACUGAGCUGCAGGACAGGGUGUUACCAUGAGGCCAUUGGUGAUUUAAGAUAGUUACAGAGUUCAAUGGCUGUGAUGGAAGAACUGAGGAUGAAUCAACAACAUUGUAGUGACUCCACAAUAAUGACCUAAAUUAAAGAGUGAAAAGAAGAAUACAAAUAUACAGAAUAAAAAAUAUUUACAAAACAUGAAUCUUGCAUGCAACAAGGCACUAAAUUAAUACUGAAAAAACUAAAACAAGGCAAAGGAAUAUUUUCUGGGGGCCUAAAUGCAAAGCCUUAUGUUUGGCGCAAAUCCUACACAUCACUGAGUAACUGCCUCCUUAUUUUCAAGCAUGCUGGUGGCUGCAUCGUGGUAUGGGUAUGCUUGACAUCGGCAAAUACCAGGGAAUUUUUCAGGAUGAAAAGAAACGGGACGGCUCUAAGCUCUCAAUCCUGGUCUUGGGGACCCAAAGGGGCGCACAUUUUUGUUUUUGCCUUAGCACUAAACAGCAGAUUCAAAUGAUCAACUCAUCAUCAAGCUUUGAUCAUUUGAAUCAGGUGUGGAGUACUAAGGCAUAAACUAAAAUGUGCACCUCUUUGGGGGCCCAGGACCAGGAUUGAGAACCACUGAUCUAAGCACAUACAAAAUCCUAGAGGAAAACCUGGUUCAGUCUGCUUUACAAAAGACACUGGGAGACGAAUUCACCUUUCAGCAGGACAAUAGCCUACAAGACAAGGCCAAAUCUACACUGUUGUUGCUUACCAAGAAGACAGUGAAUGUUCCUGAGUGGCCAAGUUACAGUUUUGACUUAAAUCUGCUUGAAAAUCUAUGAUGACUUGAAAACUGCUGUCUAGACAUGAUCCUCAACUUCUUGACAGAGCUUGAAUAAUGAUGAAAAUAAUAAUGUGCUAACAUUGCACAAUCCAGGUGUGUAAAGCUCUUAGAGACUUACCCAAGAAGACUCACAGCUGUAAUUGCUGCCAACGGUGAUUCUAACAUGUAUUGACUUGGGGAGCUGAAUACUUAUGCAACAACUAUAUCUUAGUUAUUUAAUUUCUAUUCAUCUUAAAUUUUACACAUUUCUUCCACUUUGACAGAGUAUUUGGUGUUGGUUGUUGACAAAAAAUUACAAUUAAUCCAUUUUAGUCCCACUUGGUAACACAGUAAAAUGUGAAGAAAUCCAAGGGGUAUGAACACUUUAAGGCACUAAAUCAACACAAAAUGUUUUUUGUUUUUUGUUUUUUUUGUAUAUAUGUUUUUUUUUUGUGUGUGUCAUUUAGCAGACACUCUUCUCCAGAGCGACUUACAGGAGCAAUUAGGGUUAAGUGCCUUGCUCAAGGGCACAUCGACAGAUUUUUCACCUAGUGGGCUCGGGGAUUAGAACCAGCGACCUUUCGGUUACUAGCACAACGCUCUUAACCACUAAGCUACCUGCCGCCCCGAGUGUUAUGUUAUGUUGUAAACCGAAAGUCAACGCUAGCUGGCUAUCGUGAGUGACUCUAUGCUAAAAGCUAACUGGCUAUUGGACAUAAGCAGAUUUGUGAGUAGGUAACAUUCCAUUCUACAAAUAAAUCGCCAUGGAAAAUGCACUGAAACCUCCUUGAAAAAUUGACUUUGAUGAUUGUAAUUCAGCACUGACCUGGAAAAGAUGGAAAGAGGAAUUCAAUUUGUACAUUGCUCUUACAAUGGGAGAAAAACCUGAGGAUUACAAAGUGAAGCUACUGUAUUAUCUCAUUUGGGAAAAAGACAGAGAGAUUUGUGAGACUGUCCAUUUGGGCAGUACAAAAGACAAUCUCUUUGUUGAAGUAAUUGCAGCACUCGAUGCAUUUUGUGAUCCCAAGAAAAAUGAAACGAUUGAGAGAUAUCAUUUUUCCAUGCGCAGUCAAGGCCAAGAUGAGAGUUUAGACAAAUAUCUCACUGAAUUGAGGACUCCAGUGGCCACCUGCAACUUUGGAGUAAUCACAGACUCCCUUAUCAGGGACAGGAUUGUGUGUGGCACCUGUGACCCACACUUAAGAGAGCGCUUACUCAGAGAGACUGAUCUCAGUUUAGAGAAAGGAAUGUUUUUUUUUCUUUCUUUUUUUUUCUUCUCACCUUUAUUUAACCAGGUAAGCCAGUUGAGAACAGGUUCUCAUUUACAACUGCGACCUGGCCAAGAUAAAGCAAAGUAGUGCAAUAAAAACAACACAGAGUUACAUAUGGGGUAAAAAACAUAAAGUCAGAAAUACAACAGAAAAUAUAUAUACAGUGUGUGCAAAUGUAGCAAGUUAUGGAGGAAAGGCAAUAAAUAGGCUAUAGUGCAGAAUAAUUACAAUAGUAUUAACACUGGAAUGCUAGAUGUGCAAGAGAUUAUGUGCAAAUAGAGAUACUGGGGUGCAAAAUAAAUAACAAUAUAGGGAUGAGAUAGUUGGGUGGGCUAAUUUCAGAUGGGCUGUGUACAGGUGCAGUGAUCGGUAAGGUGCUCUGACAACUGAUGCUUAAAGUUAUUGAGGGAGAUAAGAGUCUCCAGCUUCAGAGAUUUUUGCAAUUCGUUCCAGUCAUUGGCAGCAGAGAACUGGAAGGAAUGGCGGCCAAAGGAGGUGUUGGCUUUGGGAAUGACCAGUGAGAUAUACCUGCUGGAGCGCAGACUACGGGUGGGUGCUGCUAUGGUGACCAAUGAGCUAAGAUAAGGCGGGGAUUUGCCUAGCAAUGAUUUAUAGAUGGCCUGGAGCCAGUGGGUUUGACGACGAACAUGUAGUGAGGACCAGCCAACAAGAGCGUACAGGUCACAGUGGUGGGUAGUGUAUGGGGCUUUGGAGACAAAACGGAUGGCACUGUGAUAGACUACAUCCAAUUUGCUGAGUAGAGUGUUGGAGGCUAUUUUGUAAAUGACAUCGCCGAAGUCAAGGAUCGGUAGGAUAGUCAGUUUUACGAGGGCAUGUUUGGCAGCAUGAGUGAAGGAGGCUUUGUUGCGAAAUAGGAAGCCGAUUCUAGAUUUAACUUUGGAUUGGAGAUUCUUUAUGUGAGUCUGGAAGUUGAGUUUACAGUCUAACCAGACACCUAGGUAUUUGUAGUUGUCCACAUACUCUAGGUCAGACCCGUCGAGAGUGGUGAUUCUAGUCGGGUGGGCGGGUGCCAGCAGCGUUCGAUUGAAAAGCAUGCAUUUAGUUUUACUAGUGUUUAAGAGCAGUUGGAGGCUACUGAAGGAUUGUUGUAUGGCAUUGAAGCUCGUUUGGAGGUUUGUUAACACAGUAUCCAAUGAAGGGCCAGAUGUAUACAAAAUGGUGUCGUCUGCGUAGAGGUGGAUCUGAGAGUCACCAGCAGCAAGAGCGACAUCAUUGAUAUACACGGAGAAAAGUGUCGGCCCAAGAAUUGAACCCUGUGGCACCCCCAUAGAGACUGCCAUAGGUCCAGACAACAGGCCCUCCGAUUUGACACACUGAACUCUAUCUGAGAAGUAGUUGGUGAACCAGGCGAGGCAGUCAUUUGAGAAACCAAGGCUAUUUAGUCUGCCAAUAAGAAUGCGGUGGUUGACAGAGUCGAAAGCCUUGGCCAGGUCGAUGAAGACGGCUGCACAGUACUGUCUAUUAUCAAUCGCGGUUAUAAUAUCGUUUAGGACCUUGAGCGUGGCUGAAGUGCACCCGUGACCAGCUCGGAAACCGGAUUGCAUAGCGGAGAAGGUACGGUGGUAUUCGAAAUGGUCGAUGAUCUGUUUGUUAACUUGGCUUUCGAAUACUUUCGAAAGGCAGGGCAGGAUGGAUAUAGGUCUGUAGCAGUUUGGAUCUAGAGUGUCACCCCCUUUGAAGAGGGGGAUGACCGCGGCAGCUUUCCAAUCUCUGGGGAUCUCAGACGUUAUGAAAGAGAGGUUGAACAGACUAGUAAUAGGGGUUGCGACAAUUUCGGCGGCUAGUUUUAGAAAGAAAGGGUCCAGAUUGUCUAGCCCAGCUGAUUUGUAGGGGUCCAGAUUUUGCAGCGCUUUCAAAACAUCAGCUGUCUGAAUUUGUGUGAAGGAGAAGCGGGGGGGGCAUGGGCAAGUUGCAGCAGAGGGUGCAGAGUUGGUGGCCGGGUUAGUGGUAGCCAGAUGGAAAGCAUGGCCAGCUGUAGCAAAAUGCUUGUUGAAAUUCUCGAUUAUUGUAGAUUUAUCGGUGGUGAUAGUGUUUCCUAGCCUCAGUGCAGUGGGCAGCUGGGAGGAAGUGCUCUUAUUCUCCAUGGACUUUACAGUGUCCCAAAACUUUUUGGAGUUAGUGCUACAGGAUGCACAUUUCUGUUUGAAAAAGUUAGCCUUUGCUUUCCUGACUGCUUGUGUAUAUUGGUUCCUAACUUCCCUGAAAAGUUGCAUAUCGCGGGGGCUAUUUGAUGCUAAUGCUGUACGCCACAGGAUGUUUUUGUGCUGGUCAAGGGCAGUCAAGUCUGAGGAGAACCAGGGGCUAUAUCGGUUCUUAGUUCUGUAUUUUUUGAAUGGGGCAUGUUUAUUUAAGAUUGAGAGGAAAUUACUUUUAAGGAACAACCAGGCAUCCUCUACUGACGGAAUGAGAUCUAUAUCCAUCCAGGAUACCUGGGCCAGGUCAAUUAGGAAGGCCUCCUCGCUAAAGUGUUUUAGGGAGCGUUUGACAGUGAUGAGGGGUGGUCGUUUGACCGCGGACCCGUUACGGACGCAGGCAAUAAGGCAGUGAUCGCUGAGAUCCUGGUUGAAGACAGCUGAGGUGUAUUUAGAGGGUAUGUUAGUCAGGAUGAUAUCUAUGAGGGUACCCAUGUUUACGGAUUUAGGGUUGUACCUGGUAGGUUCGUUGAUAAUUUGCGUGAGGUUGAGGGCAUCUAGCUUGGAUUGUAGGAUGGCUGGGGUAUUAAGCAUAUCCCAAUUUAGGUCACCAAGCAGUACAAACUCUGAGGAUAAAUGGGGGGCAAUCAAUUCACAUAUGGUGUCCAGGGCACAGCUGGGGGCUGAGGGGGGUCUGUAGCAAGCGGCAACAGUGAGAGACUUAUUUCUGGAAAGGUGGAUUUUUAGAAGUAGACGCUCAAACUGUUUGGGCACAGACCUGGAUAGUAUGAUAGAGCUCUGCAGGCUAUCUCUACAGUAGAUUGCAACUCCACCCCCUUUGGCAGUUCUAUCUAGACGGAAAAUGUUAUAGUUGGGGAUGGAAAUUUCAGAAUUUUUGGUGGCCUUCCUGAGCCAGGAUUCAGACACUGCUAGAACAUCAGGGUUGGCGGAGUGUGCUAACGCAGUGAAUAACUCAAACUUAGGAAGUAGACUUCUGAUAUUUAUGUGCAAGAAACCAAGACUUUUGCGAUUACAGAAGUCAUCAAAUGAUAGCGCCUGGGGAGUAGGAGUGAUACUGAGGGCUGCAGGGCCUGGGUUAGCCUCUACAUCACCAGAGGAACAGAGGAGGACUAGAAUAAGGAUACGGCUAAAGGCUUUAAGAACUGGUCUUCUAGUGCGUUGGGUACAUAGAAUAAAGGGGGCAGAUUUCCGGGUGUUAUAGAAAAGAUUCAGGGCAUUAUGUACAGACAAGGAUAUGGAAGGAUAUGAGUAAAGUGGAGGUAAACCUAAGCGUUGGGUAACAAUGAAAGAGAUAGCAUCGCUGGAGGCAUACAGAUUGGAAGAGCUGCAGAACUGUCCAGACAGAGAGCAAAUGUGUAUGGCCCUGUAGCAAUGCAUGCAGUAACACAGAAAGAGAGACCGAGAGGGAGAGGAGACCCUACAGAGGGACAGAGCAUUAUACAAUGCAGAUACUGUGGACGACACAUGAGAGAAAAAAAAAAAAAUGUAAAUCCUGUGGAAAGAACAAUCACUUCUCUACGGUUUGCAAAAGUGCAGGGACCAGCAAGAGAAACAGAGUCCUGGCGAUGGAAAAUGUGUCAGCUGACUCAGAGAGCGGUGAGGAUGUUCUCUGCAUCACACUAGGGCCAAAGUCAGAGAGCAUCAACGUGGUACAGGAGAAAACCACAGGCCCCAAUGCAGCUCUCUUUGCAACCAUGCUGGUCAACAAAAAGUCUGUCAGAUUUCAGCUAGAUUGUGGUGCUAGUUGUAAUGUUAUCCCUGCAAACCUCACAAAAGACAGUCACCUAGAGCCCUGCAGUCAGGUAUUGGUGAUGUAUAACAAGAGUACUCUGAUGCCACUGGGGAAGUGCACACAAAGUAAUCAAUCCACGCAAUAUGAAAACCUACAGAGUUGAAUUCAUCGUACUCAACAAGAACGUGCGGAGGCCCAUUCUAGGCAGUAAGGCUAUCCAGCAAAUGGAGUUGAUUACUGUGCAGCAUUACAACAUCCUGAAAAGAAAGCAACAUGAUCCUGGACUAAAGAGCAAAUAAAACAGGAGUACGCUGAUGGGAGACAGAUACUUACCAGGCAAACUGAAGCUGGAAGUGGAUGAGCGAGUGGAGCCCGUCCAGCUGCCAAAGAGAAGAGUGCCAGUAGCACUAUAUAAACCACUCAAAGAGGAGCUCAGUGGUCUAGAGAAAUGGAUGAUAAAAGCAGUUGAAAAAACCACUGAUUAACAGCCUGAUCGUAGUGCAGAAACCGUCUGGAAAACUAAGUGUGUAUUGAUCCAAAACCUCUCAAGAAGGCGUUCAAGAGGAGCCAUUACCCACUUCCCACUAUUGAAGACGUGCUGCCAGACCUGAACAGAGCACGCGUGUUCUGUUUGUGAUGUAAAAAACAGAUUUUGGCAUGUGGAACUGGAGGAGGAAUCCAGCUAUCUCACCACGUUCUCUACUCCCAUGGGACGCUACAGGUGGCUGUGAAUGCCAAUGUGAAUCAGUCCAGCCCUGGAGAUCUUUCAGAGGAAGUUGAACAAGGCAAUGGAAGGUCUUCCAGGAGUCAAAAUCAUUGCAGAUGACAUCCUGAUUGUGGGAGAAGGAGACAACUACGAAGCAGCGACUCUGGACCAUGAAAGGAACCUGAGAAUGCUCCUGGACAGAUGCAGGAAGCUCAAUAUCAAGCUGAAUCCGGAGAAGCUGACAACAACACAUGAUCAUGAGACUCCAAAACUACAAGGUCAGUCUCCAAUACGUUCCUGGGUGCUGGCCGACACCCUGAGCAGGACGUACCUCGCAGAACAAGAAAAUAGAGGCCCUGUGGAGGUCGAGGUGGAAUCAAUCAACACGAUACACUACCUGCCUGUGUCAAGCGAGAGACAAAAGGCCAUCCAGAGCCACUAAGCUGGGCCGGGAGCUCCAGACACUGAAAAAUGUGAUCCUGCCGGGGUGGCCUGAAGUGAAAGAACAUGUACCCUUGGAGGUAGCCAUGUAUUUUCACAACAGAGAUGAGCUGAGUGUGCAAAAUUGAGUUAUCUUCAGAGGUGAGCGAGUCGUUGUGCCUGCUGCCCUCAGGUCAGAGAAUGCAGAGAAUCCAAUCCUCACACAUAGGAAUCGAGGGAUGUCUGAGAAGAACUCCCGAGGGUGUCUACUGGCCGGGCAUGAAUGCACAACUCAGAACAUACAUAGAACAAUGUAGCACCUGCACUGCAUGGGGUGUGAAGCAGCGGAAAGGGACGCUGAGGCCACACAAAGCACCAAAGCGUCCCUGGGAAAAGAGCAGAGAAAUAGAGCCAAUAAACAGAGCACCAGCUGACGCCCAGCAGGGUGCGGAACACAACCUAGAGGUGGACGCUGCACCUCAACAAGAAGAUCCAAACAUCUCAGGUCAAGCAUCUCCAGAUGUAAUCAACACUCCCCAAACAAGGUCUGGUAGGGCCAUCCAAAGACCCACACACCUGAAAGACUGUGUGAAUGUAAAUUGUGUGAAUAGGCAUUAAACAAACAUUCAGUUCACAUUCAAGUUUAUUGCGGAUGUGGACUACAAUACUAAGUUAGGUGGAGUCUGCCUUUGUUAUAUAGAAAAACAAAAACAUGUAGCAAUAUUGAUGUUACUCAUUGAUGUUGCAUGGGAAACGGAAACCAAUUGUUACUUAGUCUUCAUGUACUGGAUGUGCUGGUUAACAACAUGCAUAGUAAAGUUUGCUUAACUAUGUACAGUGCAUUCGGGAAAGUAUUCAGACCCCUUGACUUUUUCCACAUUUUGUUACGCUACAGCCUUAUUCUAAAAUUGAUUAAAUUGUCCCUCCCCCCAAUCUAGACACUACCCCAUAAUGACAAAGCAAAAACAGGUAGACAUUUUUGUCUGCGCUCUGGAGCAGGUUUUCAUCAAGGAUCUCUCUGUACUUUGAUCCGUUCAUCUUUCCCUCGAUCCUGACUAGUCUCCCAGUCCCUGCCGCUGAAAAACAUCCCCACAGCAUGAUGCUGCCACCACCAUGCUUCACCGUAGGGAUGGUGCCAGGUUUCCUCCAGACGUGACGCUUGGCAUUCAGGUCAAAGAGUUCAAUCUUGGUUUCAUCAGACCAGAGAAUCUUGUUUCUCAUGGUCUGAGAGUCCUUUAGGUGCCCUUUGGCAAACUCCAAGCGGGCUGUCAUGUGCCUUUUACUGAGGAGUGGCUUCCGUCUGGCCACUCUACCAUAAAGGCCUGAUUGGUGGAGUGCUGCAAAGAUGGUUGUCUUUCUGGAAGGUUUUCCCAUCUCCACAGAUGAACUCUGGAGCUUUGUCAGAGUGACCAUCAGGUUCUUGGUCACCUCCCUGACCAAGGCCCUUCUCCCCCAAUUGCUCAGUUUGGCCGGGUGGCCAGCUCUAGGAAGAGUCUUGGUGGUUCCAAGCUUCUUCCAUUUAAGAAUGAUGGAGGCCACUGUAUUCUUGGGUACCUUCAAUGAUGCAGAAAUAUUUUGGUACCCUUCCCCACAUCUGUGCCUCGACACAAUCCUCUCAGAGCUUUAUGGACAAUUCCUUCGACCUCAUGGCUUGGUUUUUGCUCUGACAUGCACUGUCAACUGUGGGACCUUAUAUAGACAGGUGUGUGCCUAUCCAAAUCAUGUCCAAUCAAUUGAAUUUAUCACAGGUGGACUCCAAUCACGUUGUAGAAACAUCAAGGAUGAUCAAUGGAAACAGGAUGCACCUGAGCUCAAUUUCAAGUCUCAUAGCAAAGGGUCUGAAUACCUAUGUAAAUAAGGUAUUUCUGUUUUCACUUUGGCAUUAUGGAGUAUUGUGUGUAGAUUGAUGAGGAGAUAUAUAUAUAUAUAUAUAUAUAAAGCAUUCAUUUUUUUUAUCCAUUUAAGAAUAAGGCUGUAACGUAACAAAAAGGGCAAGGGGUCUGAAUACUUUCCGAAUGCACUGCAUCUUUGUUUGACAACAACACAAAGCAUAUUGAAACACCAGUGUACUUUUUAGUUGUGUUUAUGUUACCGCUGUUCAAAAUGCCUCUCUAUACACAUUGACUGAGAGAUUUACAUUUGAGUCAUCUAGCAGACGGUCUUAUCCAGAGCGAUUGAAGCCGUGCGUACACUACACGAUUUCUGUCCCUGAUUUAGCUGCCCCAGACACGUUUUUGAGAUCUGAGACAAAAUCCCCACGUCGUUGCCUACUCGCAGCCGUCACCGAAGCUCAUUUAAUGUGAGCACGUCAGAGACUCAAUCUGAGGGCUACCAAUCCCGUGUUUGAUUUUAUUGGCGCAAAAUCUGCAAUGCUCUUGUAGUGUGAUAUGUGCAACGACCAGUUUUGAGAACGGCGAUCAGCAAUAGCCAAUGAGAGCUCGCCAGAGAAGAAGGCCAAGAUCAUGACCUUGAUUCACAUCACCCAGAAUGUGUACUCUCUCGUGCAGGAGCCAUGACUACUACUAGUUAGUAUGCGUUUGUACUUGCCUUUAACCAAAGCCUAAAUGUAAUCUUGUUACAGCUCUGAAGUUCACAUGCAAUGUUAUUCAAUCCUAAAUGUAUUGGCAAGAUAUUUCAACUCUGUAUGGCAAAUGUGAAUGUCUGACGGAACGUUUACGAGGCUGCUUUGAGCCACAGCUCGUUGUAGCUAGCUACGUUAACAAUCUAAUCACAUUGUUUUGGCGAGACAGCGUGGUAUCAAGAAUCCUCACGACCAGGUAAAGAAUCAUGAAGUGUCUGUGCCAGAUUGUUUAGUGUGCGCCCCACUACUUUGGCGAGACAAAAAAACGACAGGAAAGACGGUUGUUUAAUGCUAGCGGCUCAGCGUUGUUAGGGUUUUGAAAGUCGUGUAGUGUACGCCGAACAUUGCAGUUAGUGCAUUCAUCUUAAGGUAACUAGGUGAGAGAACCACAUAUCACAGUCGUAGUAAGUAAAACUUUUCCUCAAUAAAGCAGCUUUCAGCAAAGUCACUGCUAGUAAAAAAAGAGAAGUGAGUGUUAGUGCAAGAAUGGCAAGAGUGUUAGUUCAGAGGGAAAUGUGUAGAUUCCUGUUAAAGUAGUAGAUUUGACAGUAAAUAAGUACCCAUUUAACAGGCUUCUGACUAGGUGGAAUACAGCUACGACCAGAGGUUACUUUUUCAAACAGGUUAGGAGAAUCAGGUUAAGGUUAGAAAAAGGGUUAGGGUUAGCUAAAAUAUAAUAAUCUCCUAACCUGGUCAUGGCUGUAUUCCCUCUAGUUACAUUUACCAGUGGUACAGGGAAUACAUUUCCUGGAUUUGACGCAUGACUGUAACCUAUAGUAACCAGGCCCAUUUGUGGUGAACUGUGUCUCUCCCUCCGCAGGCCUGUUUCUGUGACGACCAUGUGAAGAGUAAGGUGUUCAAACAGGACAAGGGUAAAAAUCCUCCCUGCCCCAAGUGUGGCCAUGAGACCCAGGAGACUAAGGACCUCAGCAUGUCCAGUGAGUCCACCAUCUAGCAUCUAAUCAGUGCUUAAGUCAAUCGUGGAUUUAAACUUUUCAGUCAUAAAGAGGAAAACUAAGUGCAGUGCAGUUGUAUGUAUACUGUAAUAUCACCUUUUUAUUUUUUUUAUUGAAUAUAAUUUGUGUAUAGUUACAAAUCACUUGUUUUCGUAAUAUUUUCUUGUAGCAGAUGUCAGAUCUUAAACCUCUAUCCCGCCACAUUCAACACCUUUUAUUGUUGUGUAUGUGCACUCACCGGAUCGGUAUUAAUACUCAAGAUUCUCAGCUCAUAUCUGUAUUCCUGUAUUCGCCCUGCAGCCCGUACGACGAAGUUUGGCCGACAGAGUGGUGCUGACGAGGAUAGCUACGGCUAUGGAGGUUAUGGGGCGUCUGGCUACGACUCCUACUGGAAGAACGUGUCGUCCUCCGGAGGAGGGGAGGGAGACCAGGAGGACGAUGAUGGAGAUGAUGAUGAUGAGGAGGAGGAUGAUGAGGAAGAGGAGGAUGAUGAGGAGGAGGAGGAAGAGGUAGCUGACUCUCUGGCCGGUCUUAAAAUUGAAGGGACCCCCGUGACUGAAGCAGUCCCCUAG
This is a messenger RNA of Coregonus sp. 'balchen', 15042 nucleotides long. The record is from the annotation of a GenBank genome assembly. NCBI's taxonomy places the organism in Eukaryota, Metazoa, Chordata, Actinopteri, Salmoniformes, Salmonidae.